Molecule: messenger RNA, 507 nt
Organism: Giardia duodenalis
Lineage: Eukaryota; Fornicata; Diplomonadida; Hexamitidae
Product: Sgt1-like protein
Exons: 1
Coding region: 1-507 (168 amino acids)
Molecular function (GO): protein-folding chaperone binding
Source: RefSeq, a predicted model, not a curated record
AUGUCUGACAGCGAGCUUCGCUAUGGUUGGUACCUUGCAGGCACCAAACUAUUUAUUGACAUCUAUACCCCAGAGCUAACUGAGGGAGAGAUUAGUGCUGCUGUCGAUGAACUGGAUCCCCACAAGCUCACAAUCACAUUGAGGGGCAAAAAGCAUAUUUUGGAUCUCUGUGGAGGUGUCUCAGACCCCUGCGUCAAUAUUAAGCCCUCCAAAGCCGAAAUAUCGCUUCAGGCAAGUAGCAAGGUUGCUUUUACGCAUCUUCUAAAAUCCGAGAAAGCAGCGGCUAAGAAACACGAUAAGGCAGAGAAGUACCGCACCAUGGAUGUCGCUGGUGAAGACGACGCUCCCAGCGACUUGAUGGCUGUAAUCCGUAACAUCUAUCAGAAUGGAAGUGAUGACACAAAGCGCGCUAUGCUAAAGAGCUAUCAGGAGUCUUGCGGAACUGUCUUGUCGACAAACUGGGCUGAAGUGAGUGCAGGAACCGUUGCUCCCCAGCUUCCCGAGUAA